Diversispora eburnea is the source of this 1554-nucleotide messenger RNA. Lineage: Eukaryota; Fungi; Glomeromycota; Glomeromycetes; Diversisporales; Diversisporaceae. The record is from the annotation of a GenBank genome assembly.
AUGGCACAAGAAAGUUUUAUAGCAAGAGAAUUUGUUCCGAAACGUUUAGCUUUUUGGAUAUUUUGGUUUGGAACUCAUAUAGGAUUAUUCAUUUAUGGUUUCCUUAAACAAAAAAAUGAUCGCGAACUUGAUAAUUUAAAUGCCAUUGGACUUUCUGUCUGGACUUCUCGUGGAGCUGGUCUUUGUUUAGCUUAUGAUGGUGCUUUAAUUUUAUUACCUGUUUGUAGAAAUUUAAUAAAACGUUUUAGAUCAUUUAGAUUUUUAAAUAAGAUUAUUCCAUUCGAUGAAAAUAUUUGGUUUCAUCGUCAAACUGCUUAUGCUAUGCUCUUCUUUACUUUAAUACACACCUUUGCUCAUUAUAUUAAUUUCUGGAAAUUAGAGCAAUUAGGAUUAAAAUCUGCUUGGUCAAUUCAUUAUACAACUUGGGGUGGAGUAACUGGUCAUAUUAUGUUAUUAUUAAUGGUUUUAAUGUAUACUUCAGCUCAUACUAAAAUGCGUAAUCAAUCUUUUGAAACUUUUUGGUAUACCCAUCAUUUGGCUUUGUUCUUUAUGUUAUGUCUUUAUUUUCAUGGAUAUGGAUGUUUUGUAAAAUCUGCCGAAGGAAAAUGUAAAGGAUAUCGCUCUUGGAGAUUUACCGUGGUAUCUGGAAGUAUUUACUUCAUGGAACGUAUUUUACGAGAAAUUAGAGCUCGACAAGAAACUCGAAUGACAAAAGUUAUAUCUCAUCCAUCAAGAGCAAUUGAAAUUCAAUUUAAGAAACCUUCUUUCAGUUAUAAAGCUGGUCAAUAUUUAUUCUUAAAUAUACCCGCAAUAUCUUAUUGGCAAUGGCACCCUUUUACCAUUACUUCAGCCCCAGAUGAUCCUUUCGUUUCAGUACACGUUCGUCAAGUUGGAGAUUUUACUAAUAAAUUAGCCGAAUUAUUAGGAUGUGAUGGUGAAAAAGGAAUUCCUUUAUCAAUGAAUUUACCUAGUUUAAGAGUUGAUGGAUCUUAUGGGGCACCAGCAGAAGAUGUAUUUAGUAAUGAAAUUGCUAUAUUGGUUGGUUGUGGAAUUGGUGUUACGCCUUUUGCUUCGAUCUUGAAAAACAUUUGGUAUCAACAUAAAAAUGGAAAACCUUCCAAAUUAAAACGCGUCGAAUUAUUUUGGAUUUGUCGAGACAUUAGUUCAUUCGAAUGGUUUCAAUCAUUAUUGAAAGAAUUAGAAUCCACUCAAAUGCAACAAGGAUUUUUGAAAUUUCAUAUUUAUCUAACUUCCAAACUUCGUGAAUCCACUAUUCAAAAUAUUAUAAUAAAUGAUGUUAGUGGUUCUUGUGAUCCUUUGACUGAUCUCGAAUCAAGAACUCAUUAUGGUAGGCCUAAUUUCGGUGAAAUAUUUAAUCGACUAAAAGCAGCCAUUGAAAAUGGAAAAUAUUUACCCGGUAAAGAAAGAGAUUUAGAAACUAAAGUUGGGAUUUAUUAUUGUGGUCCACCUGUAUUAGCUAAAAAAUUAAGACGUGAAUGUAAAGAAGCUAAUACUGCUGGAAUUAGUUUUAAUUUUUAUAAAGAACAUUUCUAA